AUGCUGACCUGUUGUCCAACACUACAGUCAUAUUCACUACCCUAUAAGUACCUCAUCUCUCCCGUCUUUUCUCUCAUCUCAAUCCUGUUUUUCUUCUCUAGAUUACUCACGCUACAUUGCUUAAUUUCUAUUCUUUCUUUUGUGAGAUUUUCAAGAACAAAAUUAAUGGCCAUCUUUCUUUGCUUUCUUUUCUUGAUUAUCUCCUCUGCUACUGCUUGUGAUCGUUGCGUCCACCAAUCUAAGGUUGCAUAUUUCUCCAAAGCCUCUGCACUUUCAUCUGGGGCAUGUGGAUAUGGCUCCACGGCAAUAGGAUUUAAUAGUGGAUACCUUGCAGGUGGUGUUUCUUCUCUUUACAAAGAUGGAGCUGGAUGUGGUGCUUGUUUUCAGAUAAGAUGCAAAAACGCAGCUUUAUGUAGUAGCAAAGGGACCAGAGUGAUCUUGACUGAUCUGAAUCAUAAUAACCGAACAGACUUUGUUCUUAGUAGCAGAGCCUUCACGGCCAUGGCCAAAAAGGGUAUGGGUCUGGACGUUUUGAGACUUGGGAUUGUGGACGUGGAAUAUAAAAGGGUGCCUUGUGAGUACAAAAAUCAGAAUUUGGCUGUUCGAGUAGAAGAAUCAAGCAAAAACCCAAAUUAUUUGGCCAUUAAAUUGCUGUAUCAAGGUGGUCAGACGGAAGUGGUAGCCAUUGACUUUGCUAAGGUUGGUUCUUCAAAUUGGGGUUUCAUGAGCCGGAAUCAUGGGGCAGUAUGGGACUCAGACAGAGUUCCAGCAGGGGCACUUCAAUUCAGAUUUGUAAUAACAGCAGGAUUUGAUGGAAAGUGGAUUUGGGCUCAGAAUGUCUUGCCUGAAAAUUGGAAGCCUGGGAUGACAUAUGACGCCGGAGUCCAAAUUACCGAUAUUGCACAAGAGGGUUGCUCUCCAUGUGACGAUGGGAAUUGGAAAUGA
This is a messenger RNA of Dovyalis caffra, 945 nucleotides long. Lineage: Eukaryota; Viridiplantae; Streptophyta; Magnoliopsida; Malpighiales; Salicaceae. The record is from the annotation of a GenBank genome assembly.